This is a messenger RNA of Dipodomys ordii (Ord's kangaroo rat), 1864 nucleotides long. It is a transcript of the gene Cenpn, whose product is annotated as centromere protein N. NCBI's taxonomy places the organism in Eukaryota, Metazoa, Chordata, Mammalia, Rodentia, Heteromyidae. The record is from RefSeq and is a predicted model, not a curated record. The coding region runs from base 255 to 1274 and encodes 339 amino acids. Gene Ontology annotation, biological process: CENP-A containing chromatin assembly; chromosome segregation. The transcript has 11 exons.
CUCGAACCGACAGAGCCUGUUUCUCCACUGAUGUUACUUACAUACAAACGUCCUCUCCUGAGAAGAGUGACGCAAGGACCUGGAAGGACUCACUCCUGCCGCUCCUCAGCAGGGUCCCCCCUGGAGCCGUGGAGCUGCCCGAGGUCCGAGCCCGGUGGGCAGAGCUUGAGGCGGGCGGGAGCUGCCAUUGGAGGUUUUGAAGGCGCCUCGGCGGGAGCGGCUGCCGGCGAGCAGCUGGAGAUGUGGGCUGAGAGAUGGAGGAGACUGUUGCUGAGUUUCUCAGGAGGACCAUCUUGAAAAUCCCCAUGUAUGAAAUGAUGACAAUCCUAAAAGCCUGGGAUUUUUUUCCUGAAGAACAACUUCAAACUGUAAACUUCCGGCAGAGGAAAGAACAGCUAGCUGUGGACUUGGUCCUGUUGUGUGAGAAGAAGUCUGCAAGUCUCAAUGAUGUAGCCCUUUUAGACAUCAUUUAUACUCAAGCUCACCGGAACCACAAAGUUUGGGAUGUUUUUCAGAUGAGUGAAGAACCAGAUGAUGAUGUUAACCUUUUCGAUAUGGAACAAUUCAAAAGUUCAUUUAAGAAAACUCUUCAGAGAGCAUUAAGAAAUGUGACAGUCAGCUUCAGAAAUGCAGAGGAGAAUGCAGUCUGGAUUCGAGUUGCCUGGGGAACACAGUGUUCAAAGCCUAACCAGUACAAGCCAACUUACGUGGUGUAUUAUCCCCAGACUCCAUAUGCCUUCGCAUCUCUCUCCACCCUGAAGAGCACUGUACCCCUUCUGGGUCAGGCACUGAAAAUUGCUAGCAACCACCACCAGAUAAUGAAAAUGGACCUGAGAAGCCGACACCUGGACUCACUCAAGGCCAUUGUUUUUAAACAGUAUAACCAGGUAUUUGAAAAUCACAACUCUACAAAACCUCUACAAGAAAGAAACCUUGGACAAAAUAGAAAUGUGGAUCCCAGGCUCAUUCACGAAAACACAGUAGAAAAGGAGAGAAUCCAAAGAAUAACUGAAGAAACUUUUGGAGACUAUCCUCAACCACAACUCGAAUUUGCACAAUAUAAGCUUGAAACGAAGUUCAAGAGUGACAUAAACAGGGGCAUCUUGGCUGAGCGGGAGGAGCCCCUCCGGUGUCUGGUCAAGUUCUCUAGCCCACAUCUUUUAGAAGCACUGAAAUCCUUAGCACCAGCUGGUAUAGCAGAUGCACCACUUUCCCCUCUGCUCACUUGCAUACCCAGCAAGAGAAAAAAUUAUUUUAAAAUUAGAGAUAAAUAAGAUCCCUGUGGUUGGGUGAGCUCAGUGCUCCUUGACCACGUUAUAUGCACAUUCCUGUUUAUGGUUAGCUGGAUGGCCAAUUUGUAAAUCUCCAUGCUAGGGAUUCAUCCAUGUUGAAAACUUAGAACUGUUCGUGUUGGGCGGAUGCUUUCCUCCUCUCUGUGUGGCCCCUCUCCUGCUAACUCCAGCAGUGUGUGCAUGAGAGAUGGACCAGAGGAAGGUGCAGGAACAUGCAUGGUUCCAGAUUGACCCCACCCCUACCCCAGAGCACCAAGCACGGGGCACUAGAUCUCUCCUCAGGCCUAGGAGGUCUGGUUCCAGUGGCUGAUGUCUAGGGAUUUGCAAGUAAGCUUUGGAUCUUAGAAGAACCAAAAAAAAAAACAAAAAACUGCCCAACUCAAAACUUCUAGGAGAGUCAUAAAAUUGGCCCAUUCAGAGGGCAGAAUUGGGUCCAGAAAGCUAUUACAAGAGGCUACAUAUCUGAGAGCACCUAUAAUUGUGUUGUCAUAAGUGUUGCUUUCCAUAAUCUAUUUUAUCACACAUGUAACAGAUUUACCAUCAUAUUGUACUGAUUUGUGAAUAAAGAUAAU